This is a messenger RNA of Alnus glutinosa, 1440 nucleotides long. RefSeq lists its product as uncharacterized. The transcript has 3 exons. The record is from RefSeq and is a predicted model, not a curated record. The coding region runs from base 1 to 1440 and encodes 479 amino acids. Lineage: Eukaryota; Viridiplantae; Streptophyta; Magnoliopsida; Fagales; Betulaceae.
AUGUCAUCGUUUGAAGAUGUUGAGGUGGAUGAGAAUGACUCUGAGAUUGGUAGAAGUGACAUCCUAUUGUCACCAGUACCUGUCAGUGAUGAAGAGGAUGGUGGGACUUCAUGUGGGACUUCAUCUCACCCUGAUGUGGAGUUCCAUGAAGUUGACAUUGUCAAUCCAUACCUGAAGCUUAGAAUGAAGUUCGCUAACAUUCAACUAUUUAGAGAAGCUGUUAAGCAAUACAAUGUGAGAAGGGGAAAGGACAUAAGGUUUGAGAAAAAUGAAAGAGCCAAGUGUGUAGCUGUGUGUAGAGAUCCAUGUUGUGGUUAUAGAGUGUAUGGUAGACAGAUGGCGACUGAGGCCUCAUUUGAAAUAAGGUCCUUAAGACCUACACAUUCUUGUACUCGAGUAUACAAGAGCUCAAUUGUCAAUUCGAGGUGGAUAGCAGAUAAACUUUAUGAUAAGUUUAAGGUUCAACCAGACAUGCCACUGCGAGUGAUACAAGAUGAAGUCAAGAGGAAAUGGAAUGUUGAAGUCAGCAGGAGUCAAAUGUAUAGGGGUAGGAAGAAGGUAGAAAAGAAGAUAUACGGUUGUCUGGGUGAACAGUAUGGCAGGCUGUGGGAUUACUGUGAGACUUUAAGGCGUACUAACCCGGGUAGCUAUGUAGUGAUGAAGGUUGAAAGACCAAACCCUAAUUUGCCUGCUAAGUUUCAGAGACUCUACUUGUCCCUUGCAGCCAUGAAGAAUGGGUUCUUGGAAGAUUGUAGGCCUGUCAUAGGCCUAGACAGGUGCUUUCUAAAAGGACCUUACAAGGGAAUGCUACUGGCUGCGAUUGGUCGAGAUGCCAACAACAACAUGUACCCAAUUGCAAUCGCCGUUGUAGAAUCUGAGACAAAAGACAGUUGGACCUGGUUUCUGGAGUGCCUUGUUUCAGAUCUUGGUCAUCAUAAGACGCACACUGCUCCUACAUUCAUUUCUGAUCGGCAAAAGGGUCUUGUGCCAAGUUUUGAUGUUGUUAUGCCAAUGGCGGAUCACCGAAUCUGUGAAUUGUUGUGGAAGGCAGCAUCGGCAUAUACUGAGGUCGAGUUCAGAUUUCAGAUGGAAGAGAUGAAGAAAGUCAGUCCUGAUGCCUUUGACUACCUAGACAAGAUUGACCCCAGCGGAUGGUCGAGAGCAUGGUUCAGUGACUAUCCUAAAUGUGACCUCCUUGUCAACAAUAUAUGCGAGUGUUUCAACUCAUACAUCCUGAAGGCACGUGACAAGCCAAUUCUGACGAUGCUUGAGAUGAUUAGGAAGCAGCUCAUGAGAAGGUACCAACUUAAAAGAGAUGGCAUCAACAAAUUGAAGGGCAAGUUGUGCCUUAGAAUUGUUGAGAAGCUUGAGGCCAUUGGUGAGGCUGCAUCGGACUGCCUAUCCCAUUUUGCUGGUGAUGGCAUAUUUGAAGUAGAGUAG